AUGCCCUUCAAUACUGAAUCCAAGCCUGUUGCUUUAAAAGAUACUGAUUUAUUCAAACCUCUUAAAGUCGGGAAUACUACCGUUUUAAAUCGUGUUGUCUUACCCCCUCUAACUAGAAUGAGAGCUCAUUAUCCUGGUAAUGUGCCAAAUAGAGAUUGGACUUUAGAGUAUUACGAUCAACGUUCUAAAAGGCCAGGUACCAUGUUAAUCACUGAAGGUGUUUUUCCAUCUGCCAAAGCUGGUGGUUAUGAUAAUGCUCCUGGUAUUUGGACUGAAGAACAAAUGGUGGAAUGGAAGAAAAUCUUUGACAAGAUUCAUGAAAACGAGUCCUUUGUUUGGCCACAAUUAUGGGUUUUAGGUAGAGAAGCUGAUCCUCUUUCUUUAGCCAGAGAUGGUUUAAGAUAUGAUUCUGCUUCCGAUAAUGUUUGGAGAACCAAAGAAGCUGAAGAAGAAGCUAAAAAAGCUGGCAUUGAACAACAUGGUAUCACUAAGGAUGAAAUUAAGCAAUAUAUCAAAGAUUAUGUUCAAGGUGCUAGGAAUUCCAUCAAAUGUGGUGCAGAUGGUAUUGAAAUUCAUGCUGCUAAUGGUUAUUUGUUAAAUCAAUUCCUCGACCCAGUUUCCAACAAGAGAACUGAUGAAUAUGGCGGGUCUAUUAAAAAUAGAGCUUGUUUCACUUUAGAAGUUGUUGACGCUCUAGUUGAUGCUAUUGGUGAGGAUAAAGUUGGUAUCAGAUUGGCUCCAUAUAACACCAAUGGUGAUAUGUCUGGUAGUUGGGAUCCAACUGUGUUUGCUCAUUAUGCUUACGUUUUGGGUAAAUUGGAAAAGAGAGCACAAGCUGGUAAACGUUUGGCUUUCGUCCAUAUCUUCGAACCUCGUGUUUCUAAUCCAUGGGAUAAUGAAGGUGAUGGUGCUUAUAAUGGUGGUACUACUGAUUACGUUUACUCAAUUUGGAAGGGUGUUGUAAUCAGAACUGGUAAUUUGGCAAUUCACCCUGAAAUUGCCAAGGAAUUUUUAAAGCAACCAAACACUUUAUUAGGAUACGGUAGAUAUUUUAUUUCUAACCCAGAUUUAGUUGAUCGUUUAGAAAAAGGGUUGCCAUUGAACUUAUAUGAUAGACCAAGAUUUUAUGCUAUGCCUGAUAAAGGUUACAUUGAUUAUCCAACUUAUGAUGAAGCCAUUAAAAUGGGAUGGGGUGAAAAAUAA
This is a messenger RNA of Henningerozyma blattae CBS 6284, 1203 nucleotides long. RefSeq names its product alkene reductase. The transcript has a single exon. Lineage: Eukaryota; Fungi; Ascomycota; Saccharomycetes; Saccharomycetales; Saccharomycetaceae. The record is from RefSeq and is a predicted model, not a curated record. Gene Ontology annotation, molecular function: FMN binding; NADPH dehydrogenase activity. The coding region runs from base 1 to 1203 and encodes 400 amino acids.